CAAUUAAUACCAUCUGAUCAGAAAACUAACACCUCACCACCACCCAUUCGUUCAGCAAAUCAAAACCCAGACGUCAGAGCUCAGGAAAAGAUUAAUUUUCUGUUUGUUUCUCGUCAAAAAAAGUUAGAUGGGCAAGAAAAUGAAGCUCCCUUCUCUGUUCAAGACCACCAAAGAAGCAGCUUGGCAAUGGCCGCUCUGCAAGCAGCCCAAAACCCUUUCAUUCCGAGCAGGCGACGAUAUCUUCAAGACAGUCAACUCAGUAUUCUUCGAAGCCGGGAUCGAGACACCAGACUCAUGGUUCACGAACUCAUCUGAGUCAGCAAGCUUCUCCACCGAGUCAGACGAGUUCGACGGUGAAUCAUUAGAGAUGGUGGUGCGUGGAGUGAUGAGAUCAUCUCAACGGCUGUUCUUCGAACCAGGAGGUGAGUCAAGCUCCAUCUUAGGAGAAUCACCAUCGAAAAAAACGGCGCCGUUUGAGGAGAGCGUAGUGCUGGCUAUGGAAUCUGAUAAUCCGUACGUAGAUUUCAGAAGAUCAAUGGAGGAGAUGGUGGAGUGGCAUGGAUUGAAAGAGUGGGAAGGAUUAGAGAAGUUACUGAGUUGGUAUUUGAAGGUAAACAAGAAGAAGAAUCAUGGGUUUAUAGUUGGUGCUUUCAUUGAUUUGUUUCUGACUCUUUCUUCAACCUCCGUUUCUACUUCCUAUUCUUCUGCUGUUUCUUCAUGGCCAUCCCCUCCUUCUUGCUCCAGACAAGAUCAGAUGCUACUCUCAGAUUAGCACCCCAUACAAAUAUAUAAUUUUUAAUUUGUAAAUUAACUUUUGGUGAAGAUUAGGGAUCAGGGAGCUUAAUAACAUAACUAUAUCUAUAUGUAUGCGUACAUAGUGUAUGUUUCUCUUGGGGCUAGCUCUCUCUCCCAUGAGAUUGAUGACAGGUGAUUUUGUGUAUAUCUUAGCUAGAUUAAAUGUUAAUUACCA
Carica papaya (papaya) is the source of this 970-nucleotide messenger RNA. RefSeq names its product ovate family protein 13 (gene OFP13). Gene Ontology annotation, biological process: negative regulation of DNA-templated transcription. NCBI's taxonomy places the organism in Eukaryota, Viridiplantae, Streptophyta, Magnoliopsida, Brassicales, Caricaceae. The record is from RefSeq and is a predicted model, not a curated record.